This is a messenger RNA of Hermetia illucens (black soldier fly), 926 nucleotides long. RefSeq lists its product as uncharacterized. The transcript is spliced from 2 exons. The record is from RefSeq and is a predicted model, not a curated record. The coding region runs from base 92 to 412 and encodes 106 amino acids. NCBI's taxonomy places the organism in Eukaryota, Metazoa, Arthropoda, Insecta, Diptera, Stratiomyidae.
UCUAGCUUAGUCCUCAAUUGUCUGUUAGUGCUUGUACUUACUACUUCGAUGUUGUGUUUUGAAAACGUAUUUCUUAUUUCGCUCGUUAACGAUGAGAGUAAUGCUCGCUCUGAUAGGUGGAUUAUCCCUUUUUGUGUUUUUAGAGUGUUUUUCAGAUAAAAAUUGGAUUCGCUACACGUCCUGCAGCAGGAGAACUCGAGCUACGACCUUCAACGGAAUAUUUUCGCGUAACUCCUUUGUCUUUGACUUAAUUUUUUCAAAAAAAUCGUGGAAAGUUGUUCGGAAUAUGAAUAAUCCAAAUUUGAUCGAAUUUCAACUAAUUCUUCCAACUGACAAGAAAUCUGAAAAAAAGUACGUGAAAAAAGACUUGUGGUUUCCGCCCUUAAGUGUCAAUACAGCUUGUGGUCUCUGAAUAAUUAUCCAAUUUCAACGGAAGGAUGGAAAAUGCUUAAACUGUCUCUGCGGUCCCAGUUUUAUUGAAAAAUACCAAUUGUUAACCGGAGGCGGUGAAUAAUUGAAGGAUAAAUGCAACGUCAGCUUUGAAUUCCCCGAAGGAUACUGAAAUCAGAGAAUUACAACACAUGCGAUUUUCCUAACGAUUUUCGGAUGUUACAAUCAUUUAAAAUAUUUACAGGAAUAAAUCUAAUGCACUCCUAUAUGAAUUGGGUGAAUUCAUUUGAUGUUCGCACCACCAAAAGCUGUAAUAUGGUGUUUUUGGAAUUCGCGUGCUCUUCAUUAUCCUGGCACCCUACGUCCGCCUUCGAUUUAUGUUUAAAUAACAACAGUGGUCGGCAACUGUCGCCACGUGUAAAUGAAAUUUCAAACGGUAAUUGCAAAAAUGAGAACGUGUUCCUGAAAGUGUCGGACAAAUUGUCAAACAAAUUAAAUUCUGUGAGUUGAUUUAAUUUCAACUAUGUCAAAUGCGA